AUGGCAGUAGAGCGAUCUCCGGGCCAUCCCAUCGUCAUCCCAAGCUGCCCAUCCAAUGCCAUGCAGCCCAAAACCCUCGAAUCCUCAAUACCAUUCCCCCCUUCUCGUCUUUUCUCCGCACACACCCCCUUCCCCUGGAUCCCUGACCCUGAACCCCUGGGCCCAGAGAAUUCUAGCAGGGCGAACCAGGGAAAAACUGCAGAGCAAAGAGGCAAGGCAGCUGUGCAGGUAUGCUGGCAGCGGGCCGACCAGGCUGUGAAGUCACAAGUGAAAGGAACGGUGGUGGGCUGGCUCGACAUUUCGCGUGAAGCGCUGCCUCAAGCCCACUAUUUCCAGCAACUAUUGCUUGGUCUCUCCACUCUCCUAAUAAAAAUAGGCCCUGCGACUGGGUGUUGGAACCAGGGAAGUGCGUCGAUGUGGGAGAAAGCAGACCAGACUCACAAAGCCCAGAGUCCCAGAGCAGCAGACCAUCAGCAGGAACUAGAAAAAUGGCCCACCAAGAACGCAGGACGCGGGACGCGGGACAUGGGAUGCAGAAGUGAGGAGAGGAGCAAAGCAAAGCAGAGCAGAGAGCAGAGGAGAGCAUCGACCUUUCAUAUUUUCUCUCCUGGAGACCUGGAGACCUGGACUGGCCCUGCUCACGUUCUUUCUGACAUGCCCCUGUUUGGUCGACGGGGACCCUCACACUUGGCUGGCCUGCGUUAG
Molecule: messenger RNA, 705 nt
Organism: Colletotrichum abscissum
Lineage: Eukaryota; Fungi; Ascomycota; Sordariomycetes; Glomerellales; Glomerellaceae
Exons: 1
Coding region: 1-705 (234 amino acids)
Source: RefSeq, a predicted model, not a curated record